Messenger RNA from Soboliphyme baturini, 1350 nucleotides. NCBI's taxonomy places the organism in Eukaryota, Metazoa, Nematoda, Enoplea, Dioctophymatida, Soboliphymatidae. The record is from the annotation of a GenBank genome assembly.
UUGUUGUUGACAAGAGAUGAUUACGAGAUUCAGAAUCUGUGUGUUAACAACUUGCGACUUAUCAUCGAUGCUGCUGAGCUUUCCGUGUCAGCGUUGGACCCAAACGCUGCUACUGAAAGCGAGUGUCAAUACAAAGGUCAAGAAGGCGGUAGAUCGGGAAAGCUUGAAGUUGGCAAGUCGAUCGUCUAUGCUUCGCUCGAAGUCAUUCUCUGCUUGUUAACCAAACAGAUUCCGCAAAUCAAUCCGCUAAUGUUCAAGAAUAAAAGCAAGGCUCACUGGAAUUGUUUCCGAAUGGUGUCGAAAGAUUCUUCCACUUUGGUGGAAGCCUCGCUGACGUGUCUCUUGCAUCUUCCUCGACUCUGUUCCCCUGAAGGGCAAUUGGUCGUUCUGCCGAUCAUCGUCUACUUGUUGAUUAACGUUUUACGGGAAUCGUCUAAAAUCGAAAAGCUCCAUUUUACUUCGGCACCAUCGUUUUCCAAGAACCUUUCUUCACCGGCCACCGUAUCGCUACAGGCGCUCAAGAGCAUAGUAAAGUCGCCCGUCUACGAGCCCAACUGUAACGGUGAACUCAGUCAUCGAUGGAAGAAAAUGAUCCAGUGCGCGUUUUCCUCUGUCCUGGCCUUCAGAACUUUUGCUUCGGAGGAAUGGCAGAUUGAUCAUUCGGUGAUCGUUCUAGCCGUGGCAGUUUUCCUUCUCAGUGCCCCAAAACCGGUUCUAAAUAACUCGUUCUUGAUUGUUUCCAGUAUUGAGCUUUUCCAGGACUGUCUCCGUAAUCCAAACUUGGUGGUGCAGCAGAAGUGCCUUAGAACCUUGCAGUCUUUGUUCGUUCAGAAGGAGAUGCCCGGAUCGGUCCGGCUUAUUCAGUCCCUUACGGUACCUGUCGUUGAGAAGCUGAAGAUACCUACUUCACUUUUGCGCGACAGUUCGGCUGAAUCGGCACUUCAACUGGCGGUGAUCACGGAGGCGGAAAAAGUUCUAGAAGCUUUGCUGACGGUUUUAGUUGAAGAAUACAGAACUACUUUUCUUGCACUUAUCAUGCAGUUGUUAGCGUUGUUUUUGCUCAAAAACCCUUCUGGCCUAAAACCAUCAGAUCCGAAAAAACAGCUGCACGAUCUGGCGCUGCAGCGGUUGAACUCCCUCAGUGCCAUCUACACCGAUGAGUUCAGGCACUUGCUGAAGGAGCUUCCCGAAGUGAAAGAUCGUUUAGAAUUAGCCAUGAAAAAGGAUGCGGCCAUCAGCAACCAGUUGAACGCGGCUUAUGUUCAAAAUAUUGCCAAUGCAGAAGCGGCCGGCUCAGUUGCACCUUCAAUAACGUUGACUAUGGAUUUCAGCAGCUUUAUGAAAAACUGA